UCUUCACUGAGAAUUGAAAUUAACAAUUUAGUACAUGUUGUCAAUCUUGCAGCAUGGCUCAACUUCGAUGUAUCUGCUACCAAUGUAUUUCUUGUGGAGCUCUUCACUUGCUGAGAUAGCUUGGUCUUCAUCUUCAAGGAAUACUAUGGCUCUGCCUGAGAAUCUUCCUUGUCUGAUUUCAAAGUGAAUAUCAUCUUCUUUGGGAGUGAAAUGAUCCAUGAACUUCAAAAUGUCAUCCUUGUCGGCUGAAAAUGGAAUGCCUCUAAGUCUAACAGCUCUGUUCCUGUUUCCUUUAUCAAGAAGAAGGUCUCCAAUAGUAUUCUCCUUCUUACCCAUACAAAUAUCAGGGAACUGUUGGUAGAACUUAAAAUUGGUGACAUAGGUCUCUAUCCAUCUUUCCCCCAUAGUGUUGCCGUUCUUCUCCUCGCAGGCCUUGAUGGCAUCUUCCUCUGUAAGGAAGAGGAUUACUGCCUCUCCUGUUCUCUUGCCGUCAUUUCUCACUCCAAUGACGAGGCUGCCUUCAAUGUACUCAUAGCCAGCAAAGAAGUCGUAGACCAUUUCAUCUUCAACUCUGAAGGGGAUUCCUCUGAGCUUGACACAGACUCUGUCGUCCAAGUUAAACUUGGACUCAAAUGUCGAUUCGCAGUCUUCUGAACUCAUCAUCUUGUUAUCUUUAAUAUUUUAGUAAUAUAUUAUAAGCUAAGCUUAGUCAGUACUUAA
Molecule: messenger RNA, 720 nt
Organism: Moneuplotes crassus
Lineage: Eukaryota; Ciliophora; Spirotrichea; Euplotida; Euplotidae
Source: the annotation of a GenBank genome assembly